AUGAAUUUACUGGAGAAAUUUGACAACAAAAUGAUUUUUGUGGAGAGCAUAGACAGCGACAUGGUUUUUCUGGACAACGUUGACAACACUGCGGAUUUACUGGAGAAUAUGGGUCGUCUGGAAGAAAAUUUGUGGGAAGCCAAGACAAGUUACUUUCGGCACUUUGAUCUCAACUUUCCAACUCCUGUUCAGUACAAUUUGCCUCCCUAUCGCAUGUGCUUUCCUAGUCAACCUCAUAAUUUUCAAGCCGAAUUGUAUGGACCGACUCGACAACAUCGAACUGCGCAACAUGUUGAGGUCAUUGAUGAUGAUGUUGCUAUAAUCUCCCCCAACAUAUUUGAUCAAGCCAGGAAGAAAGCUAGGAGAAAUCCUGAUGCAGCAAGGGAAAACAUAAAUAUGGCCAACCAGGCAAGGAGUGUGCUCCAAUUCCCUGGAUUGUCCCAGCCUGUGCCAUCACCCCAAUCCCCUGGAUUUUCUGAGACUCUGCCACCACCCCAAUUGUCCGAGACUGUGUCACCACCAGGUGCACCUGCUUUUCGUUGCCCAAUUUGUAUGGACGAGUUGCAAGAAGCAACAUCAACAAAAUGUGGUCAUGUAUUCUGCAAGGAUUGCAUUCAAAAAGCACUAGCCGUCCAGAAGAAGUGUCCGACGUGCAGGAUGAAAUGCCGAGCGAAAUCCAUCUAUAGGAUCUUUCUUCCUGCUGAAAGGCACGAAAUGUCUGGCCUCCUCACGGCCGAUGCUGCCAAUAAAGAGCGGCCAGAAAAGCACCGCUAG
Messenger RNA from Dovyalis caffra, 774 nucleotides. NCBI's taxonomy places the organism in Eukaryota, Viridiplantae, Streptophyta, Magnoliopsida, Malpighiales, Salicaceae. The record is from the annotation of a GenBank genome assembly.